This is a messenger RNA of Lathyrus oleraceus (garden pea), 1239 nucleotides long. RefSeq lists its product as uncharacterized. Gene Ontology annotation, molecular function: aspartic-type endopeptidase activity. The record is from RefSeq and is a predicted model, not a curated record. NCBI's taxonomy places the organism in Eukaryota, Viridiplantae, Streptophyta, Magnoliopsida, Fabales, Fabaceae. Gene Ontology annotation, biological process: proteolysis. The coding region runs from base 1 to 1239 and encodes 412 amino acids. The transcript has 2 exons.
AUGUCAGUUUAUUACGUUGUAUGCUUUCUUUUGGUAGUUCUAUUGGUUUUCAGAUUCAAGCAAAAGAAUCCCAAAGGCUCGUCAAGGAAAUCGGUCGUUCCGGACUCGUGGAGAAGGAUUUUUGGAAGAUACAGUGACCUUGACAGGCCACCCGUGUCAUCUGACAUGGCCCGUGUCAGGAGAGGGAUAAAAUCAGAAGUUAGGAAGAAAAACAAUGGGCUGACACGGGUGCUCGUGUCAGCUGACAUGACCCGUGUUAGCAAGCUUGCCACUUCCUCAAGUUCUCAAGCACAAGAUGAUCUACCAAGUGCAACUGUGACAAAUCCAAGAGAGCAUAAUAAUGUUAGUGUUGUGACAACGAGAAGUGGUAAAUCUCAUGAAGUCCUUGAGGAGAAAGCUGAAGAUGAAGAUCAACUGCUUGAAGUAGAUCUUGAGAUCAAAGAAAAUGAAGCUGUAAGGGAAGAAUUGGUUGUGCCUAAACAAGUGGUGAAAGAAAAAGUCAUUGAACCAAAAUCAGUCAUUAAGCUUCCCUUUCCCACAAGAAACAAGAAAAAGGGGCAACAUGAGAAAAACUUUGAGAAAUUCUUAGAGUUGUUCAAGAAGUUAGAAAUCAACAUUCCACUUUUGGAAGCACUUGAACAAAUGCCUACAUAUGUCAAGUUCAUGAAGGACAUCAUUUCGAAGAAGCGAACCAUUGGCACAAACCCAAUUAUUCUAACCGAAACUUGUAGUGCUAUUUUGCAGGGUAUGAAAAUUCCAAUGAAGAAGAAAGAUCGAGGUGAUGUCACCAUCCCUUGCACCAUUAGAGAUAGGUCUUUCAAAAAAUCUCUUAUUGAUUUAGAAGCUAGUGUGAGUCUCAUGCCUUUACCCAUUUACAAGAAAUUGGGUAUAGGGGUUGUGCAAGACACCAGGAUGACACUUCAAUUUGCCGAUCAUUCGGUCAAGAAACCUUAUGGGAUAGUUGACGAUGUUCUAGUGAAGAUUGACAAGUUUGUAUUCCCAGUGGAUUUUGUGAUUCUAGAGAUACCUGAAGAUGAAGAGAUUCCUCUCAUUCUUGGGAGACCCUUUUUAGAGAAUGGAAGAUGUUUGAUCGACAUAGAGGAAGGUACUAUGAUGUUGAAGGUCUAUGAUGAGGAAUUAAAAAUUUAUGUUCAAAACACCAUGAAAUACAAAGAUGAUAUUAGCACUAGUCAUAUAAUUGAGGUUAUAGAUCAACUAAUUUCUUAUGAAGGCCAUUGA